Molecule: messenger RNA, 5783 nt
Organism: Cuscuta europaea
Lineage: Eukaryota; Viridiplantae; Streptophyta; Magnoliopsida; Solanales; Convolvulaceae
Source: the annotation of a GenBank genome assembly
AGAAACUGAAGCCCCAAUAAAAUUCAAAAUCCAAUUCAGAAUUGGGAAAGACAACAAGAGGCAGCAAGUGGAGAUGAGUCCAGUUUAUCAACAAAGAAAUGGGAAACAUUUUUUCAUAGCAAGUGGAAGCUUAGAAGCAUCAGUAAUAAACGGAAACAAUUAUUACUCAACAAUCUAGUAUUGCCCGUCUUCUUCAUUAUCACACUAUUCUGAUCAAGAGAUGAGAUGAUUCUGAUCCCGACCAAGGCCUGAACAUAAUCACAAUAGAAUGCAAGGAACAUCUGUGAAUAUAAUAGCUGGUUCUCAGAUUUGGGUUGAGGAUUCAUCACUUGCUUGGAUCGAUGGGCGUGUUUCAAAGAUCAAUGGUGAACAAGUCCACGUUGAUACAAGUGAUGGGAGACAGGUGGUUGCAAAUUUAUCAAAAAUAUAUCCCAAAGAUGAGGAUGCACCUGCGGGAGGAGUAGACGACAUGACCAAGCUAUCCUAUCUUCAUGAACCUGGAGUGUUGCAGAAUUUGAAAACCAGAUAUCAACUAAAUGAAAUUUAUACAUAUACCGGGAGCAUACUAAUAGCAAUAAAUCCAUUCCAAAAACUGCCACAUAUAUACGAUGUCCACAUGAUGGAACAAUACAAAGGAGCCCCUCUUGGAGAACUUAGCCCCCAUGUAUUUGCCAUUGCUGACGUUGCUUUCAGGGCAAUGCUUAAUGAGGGGAAGAGCAACUCAAUUUUGGUAAGCGGAGAGAGUGGGGCCGGUAAGACGGAAACAACCAAAAUGCUUAUGCGAUACCUUGCCUAUUUGGGAGGCCGCAAAGGUACUGAAGGUCGCACUGUUGAGCAACAAGUCUUGGAGUCAAAUCCUGUACUUGAAGCAUUUGGUAAUGCAAAGACUGUCCGAAACAACAAUUCCAGGUGAAUGAGAUACUCCUACAAUCAUGCAGUGACAGUGAUUAACUGAUUCAGCAAUGAUUACUUCAAGGUGAAUGUGAUACUGAUUCAAUUUGAUUACAUCUGUGUGUGUGUGUGUAUGUUACAGUCGUUUUGGGAAAUUUGUGGAGAUUCAGUUUGACAAGAAUGCGAAAAUAUCGGGAGCAGCUAUUAGAACUUAUCUCCUCGAGAGAUCUCGUGUUUGCCAGGUUUCAGACCCUGAAAGGAACUACCAUUGUUUCUACCUUCUCUGUGCAGCUCCGCCGGAGGAAAUUGAAAAAUACAAGCUAGGGGACCCUAAGUCGUUUCAUUACUUGAAUCAGUCAAGUUGUUAUGAGCUGGUCGGGGUCAGUGAUGCUCAUGAUUAUCUUGCAACACGAAGAGCUAUGGAUGUUGUUGGAAUCAGUGAUACCCAUCAAGAAGCAAUAUUUAGAGUUGUGGCUGCCAUUCUUCAUCUCGGAAAUAUUGCAUUCUCAAAGGGAAAAGAAAUUGAUUCGUCUGUUCUUAAAGAUGACAAAUCAAAGUUUCAUCUCAAAACAACAGCAGAGCUUCUAAUGUGUGACUCUGAUGCAUUAGAAGAUGCAUUAUUAAAGCGUGUGAUGGUCACCCCUGAAGAGGUUAUUAAAAGAAGUCUUGAUCCUGAGAAUGCAGCAGUCAGUAGAGAUGGUUUAGCUAAGACUAUAUAUUGUCGCUUAUUUGACUGGUUGGUAGACAAAAUAAACAGUUCAAUUGGUCAAGAUCCAAACUCAAAGUCACUUAUUGGAGUUCUUGACAUUUAUGGUUUUGAAAGUUUUAAAAGUAAUAGUUUUGAACAGUUUUGCAUUAAUUUUACAAACGAGAAGCUGCAACAGCAUUUUAACCAGCACGUGUUCAAGAUGGAACAAGAGGAAUAUACAAAAGAAGAAAUUGAUUGGAGCUAUAUUGAGUUUGUUGAUAACCAAGAUGUCCUAGAUCUGAUUGAAAAGAAACCUGGGGGUGUCAUUGCUCUUCUUGAUGAAGCCUGUAUGUUUCCCAAGUCAACUCAUGAAACUUUCGCUCAAAAGCUUUAUCAGACAUUCAAGAACCACAAGCGCUUUGUCAAACCAAAACUGUCUCGUACUGACUUCGCAAUUGCUCAUUAUGCUGGAGAGGUUCUAUACCAAUCUGAUCAGUUUCUGGACAAGAACAAAGACUAUGUUGUUCCUGAGCAUCAAGAUUUGUUAAGUGGCUCUAGAUGCUCAUUUGUAGCUGGACUUUUCCCUCCUAUUCCUGAUGAGACAAACAAAUCAUCCAAAUCUUCAAAGUUUUCAUCGAUUGGCUCUCGUUUUAAGCUACAACUCCAACAAUUGCUGGAGACUUUGAGCUCCACCGAACCUCAUUACAUCAGAUGUGUGAAGCCAAACAAUCUUCUAAAGCCAUCCAUAUUUGAGAAUGUCAACAUCUUGCAGCAACUGCGUUGUGGCGGAGUCCUCGAGGCGAUUAGAAUUAGUUGCGCUGGCUACCCUACUCGUAAGACCUUUUUCGAAUUUCUUAACCGUUUCGGUCUUCUUGCUCCCGAGGUAUUGGAAGGAAGUUAUGAUGAAAAAGUUGCAUGCAAAGCUAUUUUGGAUAAGAUGGGGCUUGCGGGUUCUCAGAUCGGUAAGACAAAAGUUUUCCUGCGAGCUGGUCAGAUGGCUGAGCUUGAUUCUAGGAGGGCACAAAAGCUAAACAAUGCAGCCAAGACAAUUCAAAGGAAAACUAGAACUCAUAUUGCCCGGAAAUACUUUCUUGCCUUACAAGAGGCCGCAGUAUCUAUGCAAUCUGCAUGUCGAGCCUGGAUCGCUUGCAAAUUAUUUGAACAUAUGCAAAGGGUUUCUGCUUCUCUUAAGAUACAGAAAAAAUUGCGUGGACGCAUGGCCUGGAAGUCAUACAAGAAUCUUCAGUAUGCAGUAAUUACUGUUCAGACAGGGAUGCGGGCAAUGGCGGCCCGCAAUAGUUUCAGAUACAAAAACCAAAACAAGGCGGCAACUAUGAUACAAGCACAUUGGCAUGGUCAUAGAGCUUUCUCAUACUACAAGAAACUCAUAAGGGCAUCGAUUGUAACACAGUGCAGAUGGAGGGGAAGGGUUGCAAGGAGAGAGCUUCGAAAACUAAAGAUGGCUUCAAGAGAAACGGGGGCACUUAAAGAAGCAAAGGAUAAGCUUGAAAAAAUGGUUGAAGAACUUACCUGGCGUGUCCAGCUGGAGAAAAGGCUAAGGACAGAUUUGGAAGAGGCAAAAGGCCAAGAAAUUGCAAAGUUGCAGAACUCCUUGCAAGCGUCGCAAAGCAAAGUGGAAGAAACAAAUGCACUGUUGAUCAGUGAACGGGAAGCGGCUAAGAAAGCUAUUGAAGAAGCGUCUUCAAUUGUCAAAGAGACACCUGUCCCCGUUGAAGAUACAGAAAAGAUUGAUUCUUUAACCGCAGAAGUUGAAAAUUUGAAGGCUCAAUUGCAAUCUGAAAAACAAAGGGGAGAUGAUUCUGAAAGUAAAUGCGUAGAAUUGUUGAAAUCAAGUGAAGAAAAGGAUCUAAAGUUGGAAGAAACUGAAAAAAGAGUUCAACAACUUCAGGAGUCAGUCACAAGGCUUGAAGAGAAGAUGGCCAACCUAGAGUCAGAAAACAAAGUCCUUCGUCAACAAGCUCUAGCAAUGGCACAAAGUACGAAAUUGCAAUCAGUGCGGUCAAGGUCAAUCAUUCAGAGAACUGAAAGCACAAAAAGUACCAUUAGCACCUCAGAUCUUCACAGUCAUUCACUAAAUGCAAGAGAUGCUCAUGAGGUUGAGGGAAGACCUCAAAAAUCCCUCAACGAGAAACAGCAAGAGUAUCAAGACUUGCUCAUCCGCUGUGUUGCUCAGCAUUUGGGCUUUUCUAAGGGAAGGCCUGUUGCUGCAUGCAUUAUUUACAAAUGUCUUAGGCAAUGGCGGUCUUUUGAAGUUGAGAGGACCAGCAUCUUUGACCGGAUAAUACAGACCAUCGGCCAAGCUAUUGAGAAAACCCAGGAUAACAAUGAUAUAUUAGCUUAUUGGUUGUCAAAUGCAUCAACUUUGCUGCUUUUGCUUCAACGCACAUUGAAAGCUAGUGGGGCUGCUGGGAUGGCUCCACAACAUCGACGAUCAUCAUCCGCAACACUUUUUGGGAGAAUGACACAGAGUUUUCGUGGAACUCCUCAAGGGGUGAAUCUUUCUCUCAUUGAUGGUGAUUCACCAGGUGGGGUGGAUACCUUACGCCAGGUUGAAGCCAAAUAUCCCGCUCUUCUAUUCAAGCAGCAGCUAACAGCUUAUGUGGAAAAGAUUUAUGGAAUGAUCCGUGAUAAUCUGAAGAAAGAGAUUUCUCCCAUGCUUGGAUUAUGCAUCCAGGCACCAAGGAUAUCAAGGGCAAGCUUGAUUAAAGGGACAGCACGUACCCUUGCAAAUGCUGCUGCUCAAGAGAUUCUGAUUGCUCACUGGCAAGGAAUUGUCAAAAGCCUUUCAAAUUUUCUGGACAUGUUGAAAGCCAAUCAUGUGCCUCCAUUUCUAGUUCGCAAAGUAUUUACGCAAGUUUUCUCUUUCGUCAAUGUCCAACUGUUCAACAGCCUCUUACUAAGACGAGAAUGCUGCUCAUUUAGCAACGGUGAGUAUGUUAAGGCCGGGCUUGCUGAGCUUGAACAUUGGUGCUAUAAAGCAACUGAUGAGUAUGCAGGUUCAGCAUGGGAAGAGCUCAAACACAUUAGGCAAGCAAUAGGAUUUCUGGUCAUUCACCAGAAACCGAAGAAGACACUUGAUGAGAUAAGCCACGAUUUAUGCCCUGUGCUUAGUGUUCAACAGCUGUACAGAAUCAGCACAAUGUACUGGGAUGACAAAUAUGGCACUCACAGUCUUUCACCCGAAGUUAUAUCCAAUAUGAGAGGUAUAAUGACCGAAGAUUCAAACAAUGCUGUCAGCAGUUCUUUUCUGCUAGAUGAUGAUUCGAGCAUACCAUUCUCAGUGGACGAUCUAUCGAAGCCAAUGGAGCAGAUUGAUAUCUCAGAUAUAGAACCUCCACCGCUUAUUCGUGAAAAUUCAGGAUUUAGUUUCUUAUUACCGCGUGCAGAUUGAUAGAUUUCAGUUGAUCUUUAGCAGUUCAUUGACAACAGUUGAAUAGAAGCCCAUCAGCUGGCAAGCUUGCAGAAAAGUUUUUUUUGUUUUCCUUCAAAUGCUUUUUUGGUUCCCUCUUUUUAGUUGUUUUUCUUCCUGGCAAGCUUAGCGUUGUGUAGUGAUAGAGAGAAGGAAAACAUAGAAUUAAAGAGAACUGGGUUGUUUAGAUGCACAAUAUAGCAGAAGGUAGAUGAUUGAUCAUUGUAUUGAUUCUCAUGUUAAUUUGAUGUAUGCCAAGAACUCCAUAUAUCGCUGUUGACUUCAUGAACAUAUGAUAGCAAGAAACAUUGUCCUUUCAGUUCUACCCAUACAUCAAGUGGAUGGUUGAUAAUGGCAAUUUAUACUGCGGGCUGGUGUUUUCAUGCUGUCCCAAAACGCACACAGCGUCAAAGCAUCUUCAUUGAGUAUCAUAUUCUCUACAAAUGAGCAUUGAGAUUUGAGACUAUGUGAGUAAGCUCUAAUCUGGUUGCCGCGAGCUCCAAUCUGACCUGCAUUAGCGGUGUGAGUUUCGUCAACUAGGAAGAGCCUGCGAGACGCGAGCAGGAGUGUCUGGUGCGAGAUGAGCGUCUGACCGUCUAGGUGCGAACAACGAGUCGUAUGUAUGAGUGCGAGCGGUGAGCCGUUUGUCUGGGUGCAAGCAACGAGCUGUCGGACUACAUCAAUGGAGAAAGUUUGCACUUCACGGUGAUGCUGAUGGUGAAGGUCGAAGAUGAGGGCACGAGCGUACUACGAAACUGAAAUUAGAGAAAGAUG